This is a messenger RNA of Cucurbitaria berberidis CBS 394.84, 996 nucleotides long. RefSeq lists its product as uncharacterized. Lineage: Eukaryota; Fungi; Ascomycota; Dothideomycetes; Pleosporales; Cucurbitariaceae. The transcript has a single exon. The record is from RefSeq and is a predicted model, not a curated record. Bases 263 to 769 code for a protein of 168 amino acids.
GGGAUGCCGUGUAUGUUCCUAUUUUUGUACCUGUAAUCAGUCCUGUGUUCUCCGAGCUGCAUUAGCCAUUGGUCGAUAGACGGCUGGGAAUCAGAAAUGGCUACGCUGAGCCGCAGCCGCACAGUGGUGCUCUAAAUAUCAUUCCGGGCGGAGUAGAGGAUUCACAGCCUCGUUGUAGGUCGGAUCAUGAAUCGACAUGUAUAUCUCCUUGAUGUUAGUAUCUUUGACCUGUAUUUACCGUGAGCCCUCAUCUGCGCCAAACAUGUAUUCGUCCGUUAUCACUCUGCUCUUCGUUCUUUCUUCCGCUUUGGCUUCAGUGCUACCCGCUGUUGCCCCACUUCGUCCACCUCCUGGAGGGGUUUCCUUGGUUUCACUCGAUGUUGACCUUGACGGCGACGGUUGUAGACCUGGCCAGGUCAGCGUUACUAUAGCAAAGGACAACUCCGCCCUGACAAUCAUUUUCGAUAAGUUUGCAGCUGCCGACGGACCGAGAGCUGGCAAGAAGAAUCCUCGGGCAUUCUGCAGGGUGAACAUUGGGAUGAACACACCGGGUUGGGCAUUCGAUGUUGAUUCGGCCGAUUUCCGUGGCUAUGUGUAUGUUGAAAAGGGCGUAGAGGCAAGCUUGGUCAGCCGAUGGAAGUGGAUCGACAAGAACGGAAUCGACCUGCCGGGGAAGGUAGGUGAACGGAGAAGUUAUGGAGAACCUGAUGGGCUGAUAGGAUCUUUAGGGUCACCUUCAAAAGAAGGUCAUGGGUCCUUUCGAAGAUGACUUCCUUCUGCACAAGGAUGACGAACUCUCCAACGAUGAGCCACCGGUCUGUCAGAAAAAGAAUGCGAGAAUACAGAUUAGCUUGUCCGCUACGGUUUCAGUGGGUACUUCCAAGGGCAACGGAUAUGUGCAAGGUAGCUCGGCAGAUGUUGGUUUUGGCGAGAUUCUGAAUCUUUCGUGGAAGAAGUGCUGAAGUUGUGGGUCUCGAAAGUUCAGUGGAGGUAGCG